UUUGGUAUCUGACAAAAAAAAGCCUUGCCCCUACCGGAAGUAGCGUGACGUGGACAAUUGAACAUAUCCGCAAAGCUCCCUAUUGUUUGCAAUGAUGGCCGCCAGAUCUGAGAGCGAUUCUGACCGAGAUAGCGACGAUUUCUCCAUUAAUUUGAGCGAGGAUGAAAGAUUUGUGGAUGAGGAAAGUGCAAGUGAAGGACUAGUGGGGAGUGGAAGCGAUUCAGAUAGGGAAGAAGCUGUGAGAGGGAUAGAGCCAUAUCGCUUUGAACCCGACGCUGAUGAAGACGGUCAGGAGGACGCUGCUGCUAUUGAUGCUGGAGGAGCACACGACAUAGAUCGCCUUGAGAAUACAGAAUGGUGUACAUGUCAAAACUGUGUGAACAUGGAGACAGUGGCUGAGUGUGUCUGCUGUAGUGAAAUAGAGGCAGUGACCAGAACGAUGGAGGAGGAGGGGGUGAAGACGUGCAUCAUAGACCACCAUGGCUUUCCAUCUGUGUGUCUGGAUGAAUGGGUGCUGCAGACAGCGUAUAACGCCUACAAACAGCAAUAUGGCAUGCUGCAGCAACAGCAAAAUGAGCGGAGACGACACACAGCCUAUCGACAGUUUGUCCGCUUCUGCUGGGGAUAUCUGGGAAAGGACAUAAGGGUGGUACUACCAGCUUGUGUAGUACAUAAGAUUAGGACAACAUUCCCAUCGAUGGACUACACGGGGUUCCAAGACGUGCAGUGACUGCAACAGAAUCUACAUGGCCACUGUACUUAAUCAAUAAAAUCAAUCAAUCAAUCAAUCAGUCAAUCAAUCAAUGUUUAUUUAUAUAGCACUAAAUCACAAAUGUCUCAAAGGGCCGCACAAGCCACAACGACAUCCUCGGUACAGAGCCCACACACGGGCAAGGAAAACUCACCCCAGUAGGACGUCGAUGUGAAUGACUAUGAGAAACCUUGGAGAGGACCGCAUAUGUGGGUAACCCCCCCCCUCUAGGGGAGACCGAAAGCAAUGGAUGUCGAGUGGGUCUAACAUAUUAGUGAGGGUCCAGUGGAGCCAGCAGGAGGCCACCCCGAGCGGAGACGGGUCAGCAGCGCAGAUGUCCCCAACCGAUGCACAGGCGAGCGGUAUACCCCGGGUCCCAACUCUGGACAGCCAGCACUUUAUCCAUGGUCACCGGAAUAACCCCUCCACGUGGGGGGGGGGGGGCAGAGGAGAAAAGAAAAGAAACGGCAGAUCAACUGGUCUAAAAAGGGGGUCUAUUUAAAGGCUAGAGUAUACAAAUGAGUUUUAAGAUGGGACUUAAAUGCUUCUACUGAGGUAGCAUCUCUAACUGUUACCGGGAGGGCAUUUCACACUUACCGAAGCGACUCCUGUGCUUGGCGAUGGCUUCCUCCUUGUCUGGCUUCUCCAGUUCAUCGCAGAGGAAGGGAGGCACAUCCACAGUGACGCUGAGUGGUGUUCUCUCGUCAGGGGUCUGUCUGCAGCCAGCAACAACCUCCCUGAUCAAGUCAUC
Molecule: messenger RNA, 1502 nt
Organism: Entelurus aequoreus (snake pipefish)
Lineage: Eukaryota; Metazoa; Chordata; Actinopteri; Syngnathiformes; Syngnathidae
Exons: 3
Coding region: 92-730 (212 amino acids)
Source: RefSeq, a predicted model, not a curated record